CCCCGAACCCCAUGGCGUUCCGAGAAGAUGACACGUGGUCGGAGAUCGUGGCCAGCGGCGGGCUUCGGCUGCCCCACAUCGGCGUCGUGUACGGCCGUCGCCGGGUCGAGGAGUCGUCCGGCCGGAGGAACAUGGAUGUGACGGGCAGCUUCGGCGGCCAGCAGCGGCCAAGCUUCGCGCCGAGGAAGCGGACCAGCUGGAACCGGUCGCUUUCCAUCAGAGGAAGAGAAAGUAUCUUUGUUGCUCCUGGUGCAAAUCUUCAACAUCAACAGAAACCCUGCAGAGCACCAAAACGACCACCCAAACCGUGCAACCGAGUGAAGAAAACUCCAAGUGGCCCUCCCGACUUGAGGAAGGAGAAGGCAUAUUUUGAAGAAGUUGAUGCAUUUGAGCUCAUGGAAGAAAGUCCUUCUCCCAAGGCCUCAUGGACCAGAGGAAUGGAGCAGAAUCACAUUGAUCAUGAUCUGCCUGCAAUAUUGGAGAGGUGGAAAAUUUCCAAGAUUGCAAGACGUGUAUCAUCUGAGCCCUUGUUUCACAUCAUGGAGACGCCGAUCAUGCCAUCAGUCCUUAGUAACAAUAGUACAUCUAGUAGUUUAUUUAGAACCCCUGAAAAAGAUACAGGAUCAGGGACACACACCACAGGAAGGGCAAUCCCUCUAGGAUACACUGAUAUCAGUUUAAAGAGUACUGCAAAAGAAACCAACAUUGUUUCAUCAUUCGGUAAACUGAACAUUAAGGAGGAGACUGUUGAAGCCAGCAUUCGAUGGAGUAGUGAAGCUCUGACUGCUUUUGAGCAGCUCCUCAUGGUUUGCAGGCAGUCUAAACCAGCUACACUGGCAGAAGUUUUCUCUGCUUAUUGUGAGCUAGGAAGCAUCAAGAAGUUGGGUGAAGGAACAUAUGGGGAGGCCUAUAGGGCUGGAAGGACUGUUUGCAAAGUGGUUCCUUUUGACGGAGACUUAAUUGUCAAUGGAGAAACCCAGAAGAGGUCGGAAGAAAUACUUGAGGAAGUCUUGCUUUCUCUAACACUUAAUAAUCUAAGAUCAAACCGGCAUGAUGAUGAUAAAAAGGAUUCAUGCAAUGGCUUCAUCGAAACAAAAGACUUUCGGGUUUGUCGGGGACCAUAUGACCCUUGUCUGAUUAGUGCUUGGGAAGACUAUGAUGCCAAACGUGGAUCCGAAAAUGAUCAUCCAAAGGACUUUACAAGUGAGCAGUGCUACAUUGUAUUUGUGCUAGCUGAUGGUGGCACUGAUCUAGAAAGUUUUGCUCUGGUUGAUUACAAUGAGGCUCGCAGUUUACUGGUUCAGGUUACUGCUUCCUUAGCAGUAGCUGAAGGUGCUUGUGAAUUUGAACAUCGAGAUUUGCACUGGGGUAACAUUCUUUUGGCUCAAGAUGAAACUCCAGACACAAACCACACAAUGAGCUUUGCUCUUCAAGGGAAGAAGAUGCAUGCAAGAACUUUUGGUCUGAAUGUCUCCAUAAUUGACUUCACUCUUUCUCGGAUCAACACAGGGACCGCCAUUCUCUUUCUUGACCUGUCUGCGGAUCCUGCAUUAUUUCAAGGGAAAAAAGGAGAUAAGCAGGCAGAAACAUAUCGAAGGAUGAAAGAAAUUACCCAGGAACACUGGGAGGGCAGCUUCCCAAAGACCAACGUGGUGUGGUUAAUUUACCUUGUAGAUAUGGUGCUGCAUAAGAUGAAAUCCCUUGCGCUUGGUGCCAAAGUGGACCGGGAGCUUCGCUCUUUCAAGAAACGUCUGGCGUCGUGUGAGUCCGCUAGAGAUUGUCUCGCCGAUCCCUUCUUCAGUGAUCUACUAUCGGAGGAGGACGCACAGCUCUGUCCAAUGCCGCAGCUGGAGUCUGAUCUGUGAACUGGCAGAUAGAAUCGCUGUGGGGUUUAGGGUUUUAGGGUUUAAAUUUAUCGCCAUGUGCGACCACUAAUCACCUGACAUGCGCGUGGUCCAGAAGAAUAGAACGGAUCGAACGCAGGUUCGUCAGCCCUGGGCAUGCAAGAGAGCUUGCUGUUGGCUGUUGCCCAGGCGCCUUUUGUAACUUGAGUGUGUAAUUUAUCACGUUGGUGGUACUGGCCGUGGCCAGAUUCGGGUGUU
This is a messenger RNA of Panicum hallii, 2102 nucleotides long. Its product is annotated as serine/threonine-protein kinase haspin homolog. The record is from RefSeq and is a predicted model, not a curated record. The transcript has 15 exons. Lineage: Eukaryota; Viridiplantae; Streptophyta; Magnoliopsida; Poales; Poaceae. Gene Ontology annotation, molecular function: histone H3T3 kinase activity; ATP binding. Bases 12 to 1865 code for a protein of 617 amino acids. Gene Ontology annotation, cellular component: cytoplasm; nucleus. Gene Ontology annotation, biological process: intracellular signal transduction; protein phosphorylation; mitotic cell cycle.